Molecule: messenger RNA, 1937 nt
Organism: Seriola dumerili (greater amberjack)
Lineage: Eukaryota; Metazoa; Chordata; Actinopteri; Carangiformes; Carangidae
Gene: mnd1
Product: meiotic nuclear divisions 1
Exons: 8
Coding region: 104-721 (205 amino acids)
Biological process (GO): reciprocal meiotic recombination
Cellular component (GO): nucleus
Molecular function (GO): double-stranded DNA binding
Source: RefSeq, a predicted model, not a curated record
CUGAUAUUCCUCUUGUUUGGAUUAUAGACAUACGAAGAAGAUCGCUAGUUUACAUCUAAAGAUUCAUGUCUUUGGAUGUUAUUGGUAUAACCAGCACAACAAAAUGUCAAAGAAGAAAGGACUGAGUUUGGAGGAGAAGAGAACUCGCAUGAUGGAGAUUUUCUUUGAAUCGAAAGAUGUUUUUCAGCUGAAAGACAUUGAGAAGAUCGCUCCUAAAACAAAGGGCAUAACUCCCAUGUCUGUGAAGGAAGUGCUGCAGAGCCUGGUGGAUGACAACAUGGUGGACUGUGAGAGAGUGGGUACAUCCAACUAUUACUGGGCCUUCCCCAGCAAGGCCUUAAACGCUCGCAAGCACAAACUUGAUGAGCUGCAGAAACAGAUUUCUGAAGCAAAACAGCGGAAAGUGUCUCUACAGAAACUGGUUGAAAAGGCCAAAGUAGGACGUCAAGAUACAAAGGAGAGAAGCUCCCUGCUGAAGGAACUGCAGGCUCUGAGAGAGGAGCGAACUGGGCAGCAGGCCGAGUUGGAGAAGUACAGGGAAUGUGACCCAGAGGUCGUUGAGGAGAUGAGAAAGUCAAAUGUUGUAGCAAAAGAAGCUGCUUCCAGGUGGACAGAUAAUGUUUUUGCGAUCAAGUCAUGGACAAAGAAGAAGUUUGCCUUUGAUGACAGUCGCAUUAACAAAGCCUUUGGGAUCCCCGAGGACUUUGACUACAUGGACUGAUUGCAAUUCUUUCUACCAUAGCUCACGGACACAGUAAGGGAAAAGUAUGAGUUUUAGGCCUCAGUUUGUAGCCUCCAUACCUGGUUUCCGCAUUUCUUGUUCUGCUGGGUGCAUUAGAAUGAAAAUAAUUGCACCAAGGUUCAUAUCAAACACUGGGGGAGGGCUUUGAAUAAGGACGAACAUCAGUGAUUUUGCGGCAACAGAUGGACUUUAUCAGCAGAUAUGUUGCUUUGGUGCAACCAGAGAAGAGACUGAACCGGCCAUUAGCGGCUGAGAGGGGUGAGGGGGGCUCUGUGAUGAACACAGCGUAGCAGCCAGAUAUUUCGGACACCUGUUUGCAUGAAAACUGAGAACUCCAAGUUGAUGAUGGAAAGGAAUCAACACUGAACACAUCUGUGUCGCCAGUGAUCUAAUUUAUAUGGUUUAAACAGAUGGUUUGGAAUGAAAUCCUUGUGCGUUUUUUCCUCUAUGUCCCCCUUUUGUUUGUAUUUUUCUUGGGGAGAAAGAGGAAAAAAUGCAGUUUAGCAAUGGUUUGUUCUGUUCACUCAUUAAAAGGUGCACUGGGACUGACAGGAGAAUUAAAUUACAGAGGGUAUGUUUAGGAUAUGUUUUGUGUGUGCUGUAAGUGCUGUAAAUAUUUAAAGCACAUUUACUUUUGUACAGAACCUCUCGUGUUGCAAAUAAAAUGUCCCUGUGAGUUUUACAAGCCAAUUUCAGCAGUUGUGUUCUUUCCAAAACUUGGUGUGCAGUGUACAAUUGCAUUUACACCAGACCUUCAAUCUUUUGUAUUUGCAGUUCUUUAGAAAUAACCACAUUGCAAAGUCUGUCACAAAAGCAUUUGUUUCGGAGCUGUACACUCACUUUCUGUAUGAACAGAAAGGGAACGUUGUUGCCCUGACAUAUCUAGAAUAACUAUGCCCCAGCUUUUUUUUUUUUUUUUCCUCCUCCUUUUCUGUCAAACCAGAUGCAAAACAGGUACUUGUGUGUUCUGUGUUUACUCAGUGACCUACUUGUCAUGACCAGUGUCUGGGUUUGUCGAUUUAAAUUUCAAAUGUGCUCUGUGCCUGUCUUCUCUUGCAUCAGUUUAGUCUUCUUUCCAGUAGAUGAAUGAUAAGCAAGCAUAUUGUUAGUUUCUGCUGAUUUAUUGUUUUUUUUUUUUAUUUGUAAUGUUUCUUAAUGCCAUUUAUUUUCAUCUGAGAAUCAUUUAACAUGUUUG